Drosophila melanogaster (fruit fly) is the source of this 3112-nucleotide messenger RNA. RefSeq names its product Poly-(ADP-ribose) polymerase 1 (gene Parp1). Lineage: Eukaryota; Metazoa; Arthropoda; Insecta; Diptera; Drosophilidae. Gene Ontology annotation, molecular function: DNA binding; NAD binding; NAD+-protein-aspartate ADP-ribosyltransferase activity. Gene Ontology annotation, cellular component: Cajal body; chromosome; nucleolus. The transcript is spliced from 6 exons. The record is from RefSeq and is marked reviewed. The coding region runs from base 76 to 3060 and encodes 994 amino acids. Gene Ontology annotation, biological process: DNA damage response.
UUAUUUAGGAAAAUAUCGCCAACAUAAUUCGAUAAAUAAUAAAUGUCUUGAAAUUGACUUCCUUUAAAGUGUAAUAUGGAUAUUGAAUUACCUUAUCUUGCUGAGUAUGCAAGAACUGGACGAGCCACUUGCAAAGGAUGUAAAAGUACUAUAUCUAAAGAUACUCUUCGGAUUGCUGUCAUGGUUCAAUCUGCAUUUCAUGAUGCCAAAGUUCCGAAUUGGUUUCAUAAAACCUGCUUUUUUAAAAACCAGCGUCCCAGCUCAGUAGGAGACAUACAAAACAUUGGAAAUCUCCGAUUUGCCGAUCAAAAGGAAUUAACGGAUCUUGUGGAAAAUAUACAAGAAGUUAUAAGCGCACAAUUAGGAAAAAAGCGAUCGAAGGCUUUUAACUUAGCAUUAAAAGACUUUGGGAUUGAAUAUGCAAAAUCUAGUCGAUCGACGUGUCGUGGAUGUGAACAAAAAAUAAACAAGGAUCUAGUUCGCUUACGUAAAACUGUUUAUGAUACUGAAGUUGGUAUGAAGUACGGAGGCCAACCUUUGUGGCAUCAUUUGGAAUGCUUCGCCCAAUUGCGCUCUGAGCUUGGCUGGUUUGCGUCAGGUGAAGAUAUGCCAGGAUUUCAGAGCUUAGCAGAUGAUGAUCAAGCGAAAGUUAAAAACGCCAUACCACCAAUAAAAUCUGAAGAACUACCAGAUACAAAAAGAGCUAAGAUGGAAUUAUCAGAUACAAAUGAAGAAGGAGAAAAGAAACAACGCUUAAAAGAUCAAAAUGAUGCCUACUUCAGGUUUCGCGAUGACAUUAAAAAUAAAAUGAAGAAGAAAGACAUUGAUAUACUUCUAAAGUUUAAUAAUCAACAACCUGUAACUGGUGACACAGAAAAGUUAUUUGAUCAAACUGCCGAUUUACUGACAUUCGGAGCUAUUGAAUCAUGUUCUGAAUGCAACAGCUGUCAGUUUAUUGUUAAUAAAUCUGGAUAUAUAUGUAAUGGAAAUCAUUCUGAGUGGACCAAAUGUAACAAGCUGCUAAAAGAGCCAACAAGAUCGGCAUGCAUAGUGCCAAAAGAACUUAAAGCAUUAUAUAAUUUUUUGAAUACCGUGAAAGAAAUUCCAUCUACACGGAUCUUUAAUAACUUUCCUCCCAAUAAAAGUACCUUUUCUAGAAGUCUUUUGAAAACGAAUAAAAACAAUGAUGUUUUGGUUAGGCCAACAAUACCUCGUAUAAGUCCGCCAUUAUACAAUUUAAAGUUUUCAAUUAUAGGCUUAAAGAACCAGCAUAAAGAGCUAAGAAAGCGAAUAGAAAAUUUGGGCGGUAAAUUUGAAGUUAAAAUAUCGGAAAACACGAUAGCAAUAAUAUCAACAGAAUUAGAAAUACAAAAAAAAUCCACCCGUAUGAAGUUUGCAGAAGAGCUCGGAAUUCAUAUUGUGCCCAUUGAAUUUUUAGAUUUUGUUGAAGCCGAUACAGAAGGAGCUAUUAAAUAUAUAAAUAGCACAUGUAUUUGUAGUUGGGGAACAGAUCCAAAAUCCAGAAUUCCAAAGGAAACAACAAAAAGUUUAAAUUCGAACAGUAUAUAUACAAAAUCCAUGCCAGUAUCACGGACAUUUAAAGUAAAAGAUGGCCUAGCUGUUGAUCCGGACAGUGGGCUCGAGGACAUCGCCCAUGUUUACGUGGACAGUAACAAUAAAUACAGUGUUGUUCUUGGCUUAACUGACAUUCAGAGAAAUAAGAACUCCUACUACAAAGUUCAGCUUUUAAAAGCGGAUAAAAAGGAGAAAUAUUGGAUUUUUCGUUCAUGGGGUCGAAUUGGAACAAAUAUUGGAAACUCAAAACUUGAAGAGUUCGACACGAGCGAGUCUGCAAAAAGAAAUUUUAAAGAAAUAUAUGCAGAUAAAACUGGAAAUGAAUACGAGCAACGAGAUAACUUUGUUAAAAGAACAGGUCGAAUGUACCCAAUCGAAAUUCAAUAUGAUGAUGACCAAAAGUUGGUAAAACACGAAAGCCAUUUCUUUACUUCCAAAUUAGAGAUUUCUGUGCAAAAUUUAAUAAAGCUGAUUUUUGAUAUUGACUCAAUGAAUAAAACAUUGAUGGAAUUCCAUAUCGACAUGGAUAAAAUGCCGCUGGGCAAGCUCAGUGCUCAUCAAAUCCAAUCUGCUUACAGAGUAGUGAAGGAAAUUUAUAAUGUACUAGAAUGUGGUUCCAAUACUGCAAAACUUAUUGAUGCAACAAAUAGGUUUUAUACGUUAAUUCCUCAUAAUUUUGGAGUUCAAUUACCAACAUUAAUUGAAACACAUCAACAAAUUGAAGAUUUGCGACAAAUGCUUGAUUCAUUAGCUGAGAUAGAGGUUGCGUACAGUAUAAUCAAAAGCGAAGAUGUAUCUGAUGCUUGUAAUCCUUUAGAUAAUCAUUACGCACAGAUUAAAACUCAGUUGGUGGCAUUAGACAAAAAUAGUGAAGAAUUUUCGAUUCUUAGCCAGUACGUAAAAAACACUCAUGCAUCUACCCACAAAUCUUAUGAUUUAAAAAUUGUUGAUGUAUUUAAAGUAUCUCGCCAAGGAGAAGCAAGGCGCUUUAAACCAUUUAAGAAGCUACAUAACAGAAAAUUAUUAUGGCACGGAUCACGUUUAACUAAUUUUGUUGGUAUAUUAUCGCAUGGUUUAAGAAUUGCUCCCCCAGAAGCGCCACCAACAGGUUAUAUGUUCGGAAAAGGCAUUUAUUUUGCGGAUAUGGUUUCAAAAUCCGCAAAUUAUUGUUGCACAAGUCAACAAAACUCUACUGGAUUAAUGCUUCUAUCUGAAGUUGCUUUGGGCGAUAUGAUGGAAUGCACUUCAGCGAAAUACAUUAAUAAACUAUCAAAUAAUAAACAUAGUUGUUUCGGUCGUGGUCGCACCAUGCCAGAUCCUACUAAGAGCUAUAUAAGAAGUGAUGGGGUUGAAAUUCCUUACGGAGAAACCAUUACUGACGAACAUUUAAAGUCAUCGUUAUUAUAUAACGAGUAUAUAGUAUAUGAUGUUGCGCAGGUCAAUAUUCAAUAUUUGUUUCGUAUGGAAUUCAAGUAUUCUUAUUAAAUGCCUUAAAUUAUAUUGAGUGAUAUUGAUAUUAAUAAAUUGGAAUUAUUUU